Messenger RNA from Nymphaea colorata (pocket water lily), 1603 nucleotides. Its product is annotated as ultraviolet-B receptor UVR8. The record is from RefSeq and is a predicted model, not a curated record. Bases 96 to 1469 code for a protein of 457 amino acids. Lineage: Eukaryota; Viridiplantae; Streptophyta; Magnoliopsida; Nymphaeales; Nymphaeaceae. The transcript is spliced from 4 exons.
UGACUUUAGCAGUCUAGGCAUCCCCGUGACGUGCAUAGAUAGGCAAGACAUCGUUGCCGACGAGGGAGAGACAGAGAAAAGAGGGACGGAUCGCGAUGCAGAAGGCUCGGAGUCUUCGGCAAUUGGUCAGCACAUGCUUCUUGGGCAGUGCCGCCGACGCUUCACUAUCUUCAGGCCCAGGGGGACGACGCCUGUUUAGCCAACCGUCGGAAUCUUCUGUUUGGAGCUUCGGUGAUGGGAGCCAUGGGGCUCUUGGCUUGCCCCUUCUCGUGGGCAGCGACGUCUACGAGCCCACUAGGGUUCCCGACCUUCCCUCCGACGUCCGCGCCGUCUGCGCCGGCCAUUACCAUUCUCUUGCCGUCACCUCCGCAGGUGAAAUCUGGGCGUGGGGUCGGAAUGAUGAAGGUCAACUUGGCAGGGGACAACUUCUUGAUUCCAGGGAUGAAUGGAGCCGGCCUGGGAGAGUACAGGGGCUAGAUCACGUCAGAGUGAGGAGUGCGUUUGCAUCUGGUGUUGUUUCAAUGGCGGUUGGUGACGAUGGCUCGUUGUGGGCCUGGGGGAGAUCGAAACGCGGACAGCUUGGGCUCGGCAGAGGAAUCCUAGAGGUUCGGUUACCUACCAAGGUUGAAGCACUAGCAGGGGAAGAAGUGGCUAAGGUAGGACUCGGAUGGGGCCACGCUCUGGCGCAGACCAAAGAUGGAAAGUUGUACGGAUGGGGCUACUCAGCAGAGGGAAGGUUGGGAAAACUUGGAGAAAAUUUGGAGCCCACUCGGCCUUCGUAUUCUGAUUAUACAGAAGUUGGCAAGACAGCUAGCGCGUGCAGUGAUUCAGCGCUAAACAUCGCAGCUAAGAUGGUGGCAGAGGACAUUGAGAAAGAGAAGAACAUGCCUAUUGUUUGGGAGCCUUGCCAGGUGCCUGAAUUACAUGGACUGAACGUUAUGGAUGUAGCUUGUGGGCAUGAUCAUUCUUUAGUCCUCUGUUGCACUGGUCUUCUGCUAAGUGGAGGAAGCAACGUAUACAAUCAGCUGGGCAGAGUUCCUGCUCAAAUCCAGUCACUGCAGCCGAUCGACUUAGAAUACAGGCCUUAUGCUGUAUCCUGUGGUCUAGGACAUUCUCUCGCAUUAUGUUUGAAUCCCUCGUGUGCAAUUGCAGAUGCAACUCCCAGCUUAUUUUCAUGGGGAUGGAAUCUCACUUCUCAACUUGGUCGAGGGGGUAGGGAGGACAUGCCGUCUAUGGUGGAAGCCUUAAAGGGAAAGAAAAUUAAGAGAGCUUGUGGUGGCCGUGUGCAUUCUGUUGCUGUGAGUUCUCAAGGGGAGAUCUUCUCAUGGGGCUCAGGGCGAAAUGGCAGGUUAGGGUUAGGAAGCUCAGCAGAUGAGCCAGAACCCACCAUCAUAGAAGCUUUGCAGGGUUUGGAGGUUUUGGAAGCAGUUUGCGGUCAUGAUCAUAACCUGGUUCUGGUUGCUGAAUGAUAAGCAACCGCAGAGAUGGUGAAGUUACACAAGCAUAGUUAGAGCAUUACACAGACAUAGAGUCCUUCAUCGGUCCGAUCAUCUACUGUAAGUUGUUUUGUCUCACAGCGAGAAUUCAGGAACCUGAAUUUGGA